AUGGCUGCAGGGAGGGUCGCAACAUGCGUGCUCGUUUUCUUCCUGUGGCCUCUUGCUGUAUGGCAUGUGCCAGGUGCAGAUUGGACUUUUGUGUCCCCCAUGACAACAGGCAUUUCGAGCAGUCACACCAGGCAGAGCUCCCCAGUGGUGCGGCGAGUGCGGGAGAAGAAGGUGCGAUUCGAAGGCAAGAAGCAAGCGGAAACCCGGCGGGCCCAAGUCCGCCACAAGCAUGGGGCACCCACUUCGGUAUUGCUGGAUCAGUUCCAGAGGGCUUCACGCGAGGGAAAGCUACGUGAAGCUGAGAACAUCUUUCACCUUCUGUGCUUGCCUUCGACAGAGGAGGACUUCAGAGUGGGGCCGCAGGCUAUCAACGGCUUGAUUGCUGCAGCCGCGAGAUGUGGCAAGAUAGACCGAGCAAAGUACUGGUUCGAUCGGCUGUUCGACCUGAAAUUGGAUCCAACUGUUGAAAUAUUUACCAGCCUGAUUACUGCCGGUUCCAAGUAUGGAAACUUACAGUUUGCAGAGGAGUACUUCGAUGUUAUGGCUUACUACCAGAUCGAACCAACCGUGGAAACAUACGGGGCGAUGAUAAAAGCUGCUGCGAACGCCAGGCAACUUCCGUCAGCAGAAAAGUGGUUCUAUGCCGCGCAGGAGGCCGGUCUGCAACCCAACGAGAUCCUCUUCAAAUCAGUCAUGCAGGCGGCAGCUAAAGUUGGGAACGUGAGCCGCGCACAAUGGUGGUUCGAAGCAGGUUGCAAGCAAACCGGUAUGACUCUGGACACAACCUCCUGUACUAUACUGAUAUUUGCAGCAAAGGAAAGCCAUGAUCUUGACAGAGCGGAAUCCUUUUACAAGGAUUUCGUAUCUGUGGGCUUGCAGCCAAAUUUUCAAUUGCUGAGUGCCCUGGUUGCUGCGGCAGCCAAUGCGCAACAGCCACAAAGGGCUUCGCUGUGGCUUGAUGAGAUGAUCUCACUCGGUCUACAACCCAAUCACCAGGCAUAUGCAAGCCUCAUGAAUGCAUGGUUCAAAGCAGCGAAUUGCGACAAGGUGCUGGAGACCUUGGAGAUCAUGAAACGAGCAGGCUUUGAGCUCACAGUCGUUGACUACACUAUGGCGAUCCAAUCCGUUGGCAUGGCCGGGCGACCAGCUGAUGCUGAGCAUCUAUUGCGUGACAUGCUGUUGCAGAAGGUAAACCUCAACGAACGCACACUCAGAACCUUAGCAUCUGCAGUUGGAAGCGCACGCUACCUGCAGCUGCAGCAAGAGCUCAACCUGGAUCUCCACUUGGACAAGACGGUUGACCAGUCUCGCAGACAGAUCGCCAAGAAGUGGACGGACAUUGUACGGCACACAGACGAAGCAGCAGUGAAGGCAAGAAUGAAACGAGGCAGAGGAUGGCAGAGGUAA
Symbiodinium necroappetens is the source of this 1407-nucleotide messenger RNA. The record is from the annotation of a GenBank genome assembly. Lineage: Eukaryota; Dinophyceae; Suessiales; Symbiodiniaceae.